AUGUCGAUUUCGGACGCAAAGAUUCUCUCCACAGGGCCACUGCCCGAGGAGGAGGCCCGCUGGACCAAGCUAGUCAAGACGACUUACCAAGAUCCCAACGGCGUCACACGAACAUGGGAGUCCGCAGAGCGUCGCACACGGCCCAAGGACGCUGACAUCGACGGCGUCGGCAUUGUCGCCAUCCUCGACAAGCCAACCGGAAAGGAAAUCAUCCUGCAGAAGCAAUACCGACCCCCCAUCGCCAUGGUCACAAUCGAGGUCCCGGCCGGCCUCAUCGACGCCGGCGAGACGGCUGAGCAGGCCGCCGUGCGCGAGCUCAAGGAGGAGACGGGCUACGUGGGCGUGGUGACGGAGACGUCCCCCAUCAUGUACAACGAUCCGGGCUUCUGCAACACCAACCUGCGCAUGGUCCACGUCUCUAUCGACAUGUCGCUGCCCGAGAACCAGAACCCGAAGCCCGAGUUGGAGGAGAAUGAGUUCAUCGAGGUCUUCACCGUUCCCCUGGCGAACCUGUGGGACGAGUGCAAGAAGCUUGAGGCUGAGGGCUGUGCCAUCGACGCCCGCAUCGGAACCUUUGCGGAGGGGAUCCUGAUUGCCCAGAGAUUGAAGCUGUAG
Ilyonectria robusta is the source of this 615-nucleotide messenger RNA. RefSeq names its product NUDIX hydrolase domain-like protein. Gene Ontology annotation, biological process: ribose phosphate metabolic process; nucleoside phosphate metabolic process. Gene Ontology annotation, cellular component: nucleus; cytosol. Bases 1 to 615 code for a protein of 204 amino acids. The transcript has 3 exons. Gene Ontology annotation, molecular function: ADP-ribose diphosphatase activity. The record is from RefSeq and is a predicted model, not a curated record. NCBI's taxonomy places the organism in Eukaryota, Fungi, Ascomycota, Sordariomycetes, Hypocreales, Nectriaceae.